Messenger RNA from Cyprinus carpio (common carp), 618 nucleotides. Its product is annotated as NADH dehydrogenase [ubiquinone] 1 alpha subcomplex subunit 13. Bases 59 to 508 code for a protein of 149 amino acids. The record is from RefSeq and is a predicted model, not a curated record. The transcript is spliced from 7 exons. NCBI's taxonomy places the organism in Eukaryota, Metazoa, Chordata, Actinopteri, Cypriniformes, Cyprinidae.
CAGAUCCGCACUCUCCGCAGCCGAAGAAGACACGAGCGGAGCGGCGCUGGACGGAGCGAUGGCGGCCUCCAAGGUGAAGCAGGACAUGCCUCCCACCGGAGGAUACGGGCCCGUAACCUGCCCAGCGAAACCGGUAAACGUGCCCAGGACUGGACUGCUGCUGAGUGGGUACAGUAUGUUCGGCGUGGGCGUGGGGCUCCUGGUGUUUGGAUACUGGAGGCUCUUCCGCUGGAACCGCGAGCGCAGACGUCUGCACAUCGAGGAGCUGGAGGCGCGCGUGGCGUUACUGCCGCUGCUGCAGGCCGAGCACGACCGCCGGACGCUGAGGAUGCUGCGAGAGAAUCUGGAGGAAGAGGCUGUGAUCAUGAGAGAUGUUCCUGACUGGAAGGUGGGUGAGAGUGUGUUCCACACGGAUCGGUGGGUGUCUCCGCUCACAGAGGAGCUGUUUAACCUGCGGCCGCGCGAGGAGAUGCUGCGCAAGAAGUUCGGCUUCCUGUGGUACGUGUGACUCCAGCUAUCCCAGCAUGCCCUUCUGCAGCGUUUCCAGCCUUAGCCGUGUUUUGCUGUGUUCACAUUGUAAAUGUUCCCAUAUUAAAUAUGAUUUCUCUUCCUCUCAAA